AUGGCGUCCUCGGCCCAUGAAGAAGUAUUGGUUGCCGUCAAAGCCAUUCACUACGCCUACCCAGCUUUCGUUAUCUUCUACUUCAUCGUCGCUUUGACAAUCACUGUCUGUACCCUGCAGACUCAGGCCUUGAGAAUUCGAGAUUCAGCCGUUCGUCGGGAUGUAAUUUUAGCUCUGAUCUUUGCUGUCACUGGAAGCUAUCUUCUAGAAUGUAUCAUAUUGCUUGUACGGGGCCUGGCUACCUCUGAAUGGUUUACUGGCCAGGAUCGCGUCGUCUAUCUGAUAUCUUCUGCGAUUGCCUUUGGAGUACAAGCAUUGGCCUUAACCGAUAGCAAGUUUCCCGUCUGGUACCCGUACUACGUCACUUGGUUUGUUGGAGUAGCUGCGGAAAUUGGUUUACUCAUCUUCCAGUCCCUCACGCAUUCACCAGUAUCCGCCUUUGACUACGUUGCAAUCGUCGUCCAAGCUUUGAGGAUAUGCACCUUUAUACUCCUACCCGCUUCAUAUUUCGGGUUUCGCAACGACAAGAAGCAGUAUGAGAACAACGAUGCAGAACGGCAGUCACUCCUCAGGAAAAAGCUUGCUCCAAAACCAUCAGAAUCAGAAAAUUCGACGCUAAAUGGUAACGAAAGCAGUAACGAUAGUGCACAUGCUCCUGGAUAUGGAACAAUAGAUACAACAACCGAAAAUUCGGAUUCCGACUCAGACGUCGAUCCAGAUGAAGAUAGAUACCUCAAAAGCGAGCGUGCAGCCAGGAAAUUGGUCCAGAAACGUUUGAAACAGGACGGUAAUUGGUUCACGUAUGCGAAAGGCUUUACUAUAUUCUUCCCAUAUGUCUGGCCUACGCGCGACAGAAGUCUGCAACUUCGAACUGUGUUUGUGGGGGUGUGUCUACUUUUGACAAAUGCACUGAAUGUUUUGGUUCCUAACCAGUUGGGUGUGAUGGUGGAUAAGCUGACAAAAUACUCUACUGGAGAUCACAAUCAGCAAAUUUGGGUAGCCAUUACUGUUUAUGCUGUAUUGCGUUUCAUCAGCAGUGGCGGCUGUAUUGGGUGGAUUCAGAGGUGGCUGUGGAUUCCAGUUGAACAGUACUCAUAUAACGCACUGAACACUGCCUCCCAUGCGCACAUCAUGGAUCUCUCCUCGGACUUCCACGACAACAAAAGCAGCUCAGAUAUAAUCCAAGCAAUGCGUGGCGGAAGUUCUAUUGCCGAUCUGUUGGAACUUGUUUGCUUCCAAGUUCUGCCAAUGUUUAUAGAUCUCGCCAUUGCCGUCGCAUACUUAUGGUCCAUUUUCGGACCUUAUAUGGGACUCAUGAUAGCUGCUACUGCGAUUUCUUACUUGUAUGUCACGACGAAGUUAGUAAGUCUCCGAGCUCCCAAGCGUCGAGACUAUAUCACCGUUUCGCGAAAGGAAUGGACAGUUGGUUACGGAUCACUUGACGGGUGGGUCACAGCCAGUCUAUUCAAUAUGAUCCCUCACGAAAAGCAGAAGUAUUCUUCAGCUGUCAAAUCGCACUUGAAAUCCAGGCGUAUUUUUGAGAUGUCAAGUCAGACCAUCAUUUUUUCUCAAGGCGUGAUUAUGGGUCUCGGACUCUUUGGCGCACUAAUCUUGGGCGGCUUUCAAGUUGCCACUGGUGAAGUGUCCGUAGGAAGAUUCACUACACUGCUUGUUUAUUGGGCGCAGCUUUCAAUACCUUUGGGAUUCUUUACCAGGAUGUUCAAGGACAUUACUUACAGCCUCAUGGAUGCUGAACGCUUAUUGGAAUUGUUUCAAACGAAACCAACCAUUACCGACUCGCCCAAUGCAAAACCACUAGGAUUGAGUCAUGGCCUAGUCAAGUUUGACUCUGUGUCUUUUGCCUACGAUCAGAGGAAGCCUACGUUGUCAAAAGUCAGUUUCACGGUUCCUGCGGGUAAAACAGUUGCACUCGUCGGUGAGACUGGAGGAGGAAAGUCUACCAUCCUGAAAUUGAUUGGUCGGUUCUAUGACGUUAAUGGCGGAAGUAUUUCCAUCGACAAUCAAGACAUUCGUGAAGUUACGGUAUCCAGUCUGCGAGAGAAGAUCGGCGUUGUGCCUCAAGAUCCAACACUCUUUAAUGACACUAUCAUGAAUAACAUUCGAUAUUCUCGAAUCGAUGCUAGUGAUUCGGAAGUCCAUGAAGCCUGUAAAGCCGCUGCUAUUCAUGAUAAAAUCAUGUCUUUCCCUGAUGGGUAUAAUUCUACUGUUGGAAAUAACGGCGUGAAACUUUCAGGUGGCGAGAAGCAGCGUGUGGCCAUUGCUCGAGCCAUUCUUAAAUGCCCAGAAAUCAUUCUGCUGGAUGAGGCUACUAGCGCCGUCGACACUAAAACAGAACAAUUGAUACAGGAAGGUUUUAACACGUUGUGCAGAGGGCGAACGACAUUUAUCGUCGCACAUCGACUAUCAACAAUCAUGAAGGCUGACCAUAUCUUGGUUGUUAUGGAUGGCAAGAUUGUUGAACAGGGCUCUCACCAAGAGCUGAUCCGUUCGGAAGGCAAAUACCACGAACUGUGGUCGAAUCAGAUUUUCAUCAAGCCUGAAAAUGAACGUCCUAGUUCUCGAAGCCCUGAGCAGAAGAAGUCGGGCAUCGUGAACGAUCUCAGUCCCACUCGCCACAAAGCGGAAUUAUCCAAGGUUACAGAGACUGCAGAUCAUGAACGUCCUCCAGGUAAGGAUGAUGGCAAGAAGCCAGAUGAAGAAAAAGAUGUAUCGAAAGGUCACACGAGCGAGGCCUCCAAACCGAAACAAGAUGCUCCUGAAUUUACCCCCCUUCAACCCACCACUUCGCCAGGCCCGGUUACGAAAGCAAUUUCAAAGCUGCAAAAGAGACUGGAGAAGGAACUGGAGAAGGAACGAAAGGCGAGUUUGAGUAAGAAGACUGCCAAGAAGACGACCAAGUUUGCACAACUUGAAGACACAAAAACUGGAAGCGAGUCACCUUCGGCCGGUCCAUUACCCGAGUUAGUGAUCAAGGCAGAAGAAAGCAGCAGGCCAAAGACGAAACGUACCAGAUUCUCUAGAAGAAACUUAGCAAAAAGCGAACCCAGCAGAGUUUCUCACGAUGGUGCUCAGGAUUCCGAUAUAACUGCAGCCAGCUCUGGAGAAGGCCAGCCUUCACUGCAAAAUAUUGGAAUGGUACAACGUCGUCGAGUGUCAGCUCCAAGUAAUCCUCCUUCUGCCCCACAAGGCUCUCGCCGAGCCAGAGCUCGUCCCCGACGAACUCGACACUGGCGGCUGAAGAACCGAGCCGCUGAGAACGGAACUAGCACUCUCUCAGGGGCAACGACUUCGGUAGAAGCAUCUGCUUUCGCGGAUAGACCGGCUGCCCCGCUUGCUAGCCCGGCUUCAGGCGCGCCGCAGAGUUCGACGGCCGUUAAUUGCGCUCCUGGUUCUUGA
Messenger RNA from Lachnellula hyalina, 3417 nucleotides. RefSeq names its product Heavy metal tolerance protein (gene hmt1). The coding region runs from base 1 to 3417 and encodes 1138 amino acids. Gene Ontology annotation, cellular component: membrane. The transcript is spliced from 16 exons. Gene Ontology annotation, molecular function: ATP hydrolysis activity; ABC-type transporter activity; ATP binding. Gene Ontology annotation, biological process: transmembrane transport. Lineage: Eukaryota; Fungi; Ascomycota; Leotiomycetes; Helotiales; Lachnaceae. The record is from RefSeq and is a predicted model, not a curated record.